AUGAACGUCAUGCGCUACACCAUCGAGGAGACCAUCGUGAAGGUGGCGCACAUGGCUCCGGCGGCCCAGUCCACGGCCUCGGACCACGACCUGGGCGAGACGGCUCCGGCGGUCUUCUACCAGUACCUCAUCAAGCAUGCGAACGGUUCCUUGAUGGCACAGACCUCUCAGUACCGUUUGCCGGAAACAGAUAUCAACUUCACGUCCUUCAUUCCCGGCAGUUUGCAGACGGAUGUCUUUGCAAUGGCGAAGCGCCAGGGCCGCUGGGAGGGCACCGGAUGGCGCGAUUGCCGCACUCCUCAGAAGGGUUGGAACAUUUCCUUCCCUGAGAAGAAGGGGGACAAUUUGGUUGCCAUCGCCACAGUGCAGGAUUUGCAGGUCGCUGCCUUGGCAGUCUUGACCUUGCUCGCAUGGCGGGAAGAGACCGUCGGCUCAGACGGAUUUGAGCACGCAGGCAGGGAGUAA
Symbiodinium sp. CCMP2456 is the source of this 465-nucleotide messenger RNA. The record is from the annotation of a GenBank genome assembly. NCBI's taxonomy places the organism in Eukaryota, Dinophyceae, Suessiales, Symbiodiniaceae.